Molecule: messenger RNA, 206 nt
Organism: Symbiodinium sp. CCMP2456
Lineage: Eukaryota; Dinophyceae; Suessiales; Symbiodiniaceae
Source: the annotation of a GenBank genome assembly
GAGGGCAUCUAUAAGGCCGUUAACGUGAGGAAACUUGAAAGUCCCGAGAUGCUCGAAAACGCCCACAGAGAGCUGGAAGAGUGCCAAGAUGUUGAACUCCUUCUCAACAAGGGCUACGAGGUAGCUGAGCUGAAUCGUUCCCCGGGCUCCGUACAGGGUCCCGGCCAGCAGACCCCGGCGGGCAGGUCUGAUGGCAGCGCUGCGAU